AACUAGCAAGGGAGCCAUGUCAUCGGCUGUAUUUCCUUUGUUUUUAUAUCAAAAAUAUUUUAUUAAAUUUAACUUAAUUUUUAAAUUUUUUCGGUAGAUCUAUAUGUACCUAAUUGCUAACCUCUCUUAACCUCUGUGGCCAGCGCGCGCCGAGCAACCUUAUCACUUGCCAAGAAUCUUUAAAAUUGCGGUAAGGGGCGAAGAGCGAAGUGCUGUUCCGCCAACCCCUUACGGUUUGGGGAUGUUAGGCUGGCUACUUUGACUCUGGGCUAUACAGUGCUACGCUACGUUGCCUUAUUAUGGCUUGUUAGUUUGUACAAACCGGAACGUUCGAGGCAACUUCGUUCAUUUCGGAUUCGGAAGCACACAGUUGCCCCUCAACUGUCAACUUGAUGAGUGUCGCUGUUGGCAUGGAAUGCCGAAAGGUUUAUGUGAAAAGGCCAGAAUACAGUGAGGCAAGCAGCAUUGUUGUGAAGAAACUCAAGAGGGGAAUGUGAUUGCUAGGCCUACCGCCUACACAAGAUUAAGUGACAAAGAAAGUAAACAAAGUUGAGGAUGUUAAUGAAAUAUUGUACUGACAGAUGUAUAUAUGUUCUCUCUGUACUAUGUUCUACUUAUACUUCAUCAAUGAGAAAGAAAUGGCUCGACUGUACGGUAUGGGGAGCCUACAGGAGCCGAGGAAAGAGGAUGCUAUAUUGGUAGAUAAGCCAGGCCCCCACGAUAACUACUCGUGUUAUCGUCUGCAGAGCUCGUCUUCCCCGCAGAGCCCGUGUCCCAACACGCCGCCUCACUCCAGAGACCUGUACGGCAUCGUGAGGGAGGCUUGCGCUCAGCAGAACAUCAAGUGGCCCGUCGAAUGCCAGGUCAUACAAGACAAAGUCCACCACAUCGAGGACUGGCCGAUAUACCCGGAGGCGUUUUACGAACAGAGUGGAACAGAACUUCGACCGCAACCUGUAGGAGAUGAAAUAGGUCGCUUAGUUUACCACUACUAUCCAACUAGUUCUGUCAACUACUUUUCCCGCUCGUGUGUGGGAGGAAACAAGUUCCUAAACGAAGAUGUCCGGCCGCCCCUGGAAGACGAAAAUGACACCACCUUGCAGUUCGAGUCUAGGUUCGAGUGCGGGAAUCUGGGCAAGGCUGUGCAAGUUUCGGAGUGCUACUAUGAACUCCACUUGAGGGCAGACAUGUACACCUCCCGUCAUACGCAGUGGUUCUACUUUGCUGUUUCGAACACCCGGAAAGAUAUAACUUAUAGAUUCUCUAUAGUGAACCUGAACAAAGGGGACAGCCUUUACAACCACGGCAUGCGUCCCCUCAUGUAUUCGUCCAAAGAGGCCGAGAUUCAUUCUGUUGGAUGGAGGCGAUGCGCGACCAAUAUUGUUUACUUCAAGAACCAUGACAGCAGCGACAGCGCCUGCUUUGACAGCGACGACGACGGAGAAGACGACGCUCCUUCUUACACCCUGACCUUCAACAUCACGUUUCCACACGACCACGACACCGUUUACAUUGCUCAUUGUUACCCCUACAGUUACUCGGACCUGCAGGAACAUCUGCUUAGCAUUCAGAACGACGUAUUCAAGUCCACCGUCUGUAGGCAGCGGAUACUCUGCCGCUCUUUGGCGGGAAACCCAGUUUAUCUCUUAACGAUCACGAGUCCGGAACCAGAGGAAGACGGGAAGAAAAAGCGCGCCGUGGUGCUCACAGCCCGGGUCCACCCCGGGGAGACCCCCUCGUCAUGGAUCAUGAAAGGGGUAUUGGAUUUCCUCACUGCAGAUCAUCCCAAAGCACACGAUCUCCGGUCGCAGUUCAUUUUCAAAGUGAUUCCGAUGCUGAAUCCGGACGGGGUCAUUGUGGGCAACCACCGUUGCUCGUUGGUAGGUCGUGACCUCAAUCGCCAGUAUAAGAUGGUUGUCAAAGAGAUGUUCCCCGCUAUCUGGCAUACGAAAGCCAUGGUUCGCAGGUUAAUGGAUGAACACGGUGUAGUUAUGUAUGGGGAUUUCCAUGCCCAUUCGCGUAAGCACAACAUCUUUUUGUAUGGCUGUGAAAACCGUCGCAACCAAGACAACCAUUUGCGAGAGCAGAUUUUUCCUCUCCUCCUCCAUUAUAAUGGCGGGGAUAAGUUUAGCUUUCGCAGCUGCAAGUUCAAAGUGCACCGCUGCAAGGAAGGCACCGCUCGCGUGGUCGUCUGGAUGAUGGGCGUCUUGCACUCUUAUACAAUGGAGGCAUCCUUCGGAGGAGCUUCUGAGGGCCCUCGCGCAGGCACCCACUAUAACAUCCACGAUUUCGUGUCCAUGGGACGCCAGUUCUGCGAGACUCUCGUUGAGUAUUUCGAUCCACAGCCAAUCAAAGAGAAACUCAGGAAUAAGUUGUGGUCGAGGCUCAUAAAGAAAGGAUCCAACGCAGACGAACCGGCAUCCAUCGAUUUCAGCGAAACAAAUUCCAGCAGCGGGGAAUCCGACCACCAGGUGACCCCCGUGAGGCUGAGGAAGAAAAAGAUCCCCAGAAAUCCUCGAAGGAAAAUGAUCGGAGGGAGAAGCAGCGUCGCUCAGGUGGUGGAGAAGGUCACUUCGCAGAUGAGGAUGGAGAAAUCCGAACGUCGAGCCAAAGGUUUACAGCACAGCCGAUCUGGUUCCUCAGGUUCACCUGUGACCAGUUCCCGAGAGCCUCUACUCGGUGACCGGGUCAGUGGUGGUAGUAGACUUUCCUCUGGUGAUGGUGGUGCGGCCGGAGAUUCAAACCUGGACGGCACAGUCUACAAAGCUGUGACGGACAGCAGCGGCAAGCCGUGCCUUAAAAAACUCCUGGAGAGACCUCGGACCUCUACCAGUGUGCUUGACCCCAGCUCAGGACGUACCAGCCUUAGGCCAACCCAGUACAAGUUAGAAGAAGCUUUGCCCCCCACGCCCUGCUCAGCCCCCCCACUUCGCAGGUCCAGUCAUAGCCUGAUCCGUCCCACCCCACCACAGCCCUCACCUACCCCUCCUCCUCAUCCCCUUCUCCCUCCCCAUCAUCAUCCUCUUACCUCUGUACCUCCUCGGGAGAAUUCCGUCUCCCCGAUCCCGCCAGAGAAACCUUCCACUGGCUCUGUGAACGAGCAUUUAGCACACAGACUCAACAACAACAUCAACAAACACAGGGAUCUCGGCCAGAGUGACGGGUACGAGGUCGACGGGAGGGACUCGGCCGAGCCCAGGGGCUACCUAGACCUGGCGACCAAAAGCUACAUGGAGAAGAUGGGAGAGCUCAUGUCCAGCAGACAAGCCGUCAGUGACACCGAAGAAGGCAGCGUGAGCAAUUUCUGGGAACCAGAUCCUCAGCCCCGCAUUAUGCUUCCAGCCCCCAGGUACUCGCAUUCCAGCCUUCGGAGGUUAGACGCCCUAGAGCCCGUUGUGGCCAAAACUCGUCUGCAUGACCCCAGGCGUCCGGUGAGACCCGCACGGCCUCCGCAACUUUACACGUCCGUUCGCACGGCUCACGUCAUUCACAGAGGUACCUCUCGCGUCCAAAGGUCGGUCCUGACGCGGCGGGAUAAGCAGCAGAGUGACCACGCGAGGGAAAAGAAAAGGGAGAAGGACAUCGACAAGCAGUUGCAGUACUUGCAGGACGACGUCCUCAAGGAUACAAAGUCGACGCCCUAUUACGAUUCCAGGCAUCAUCAGUACGACGUUUGCGACAAUGACAAUCUGCUCUGGAUGAGGGGAUCUCACACGGAAACCGUCGACCUGAUGACCGAUCCCCUCCAUAACGGAAAUCUGACGUACCACCGUUACUCGUCGCAACCAUCGCAGCUGGACAUGGGUCCGUGUGACGAUCUCCUGGUGUCGGGGGAGGAGGUCGUCUUGAGGUUGUCCGUUCCCUCAGUGCCCCGAGUGAUUCCGGCGCCAAAAUCAGGCGACGAGUCUCCCUUCGGAACAGUUCCUCGGAGGUUGGGCAUGCGCAAAGUCAGCAGGAAGACAGGGACGGGAAAGACCUCCUCCAACAGAGACAUUGAUGAGGAGCAGCUGUGUGCGGACAUAGCCACGUGCGAUACCCUCUUUCUGGAUACCUCUGCGCAGGAAACGCCCGAGUUGAUAGCAGCCAGAAAUCUCAAGGGAAAAGUGAAAAAGAAGAAGGCUGUCAAGCCUAUAGGAGGAAAGGACUCUGAGAAGAAGAAAGAGGAGAAACAAGAGGAAGCCGAGGAAGAGAAGGGGGUGAAUGAAGAGUGUGGGAAUGUUCACGAAGACAACGAGAAAGAUAAUUCUGAGAGUCUACAACCAGACGGUAAAGUGAAGAAGAAGAUAAAGAUAGUUAUUGGUAAGAAAGUGAAAACUAAACCCAGUAGGAAAAGUUUAGCAGAAAAAGAUACUACUUUAGCUGACAAGGAUGUAUGAUUAAAAUGUAACUUAAGAUUGCCGCCUAUUACUUUUAUACUUCACUGGAAUUGUUGACGUAACAGUAGGAGAUUUUUUAGGUUGCUGCUAACGCUGGUGACAAACCACUUUUAGUUUUUUGUAUUUUCUCCUUUUUCAUUGGCAUUUGCUUCCUGUGAACGUAAAUGUUAGUGAUAAAGUAAAGUAUAGUUUAGAAUAAACCAGGGCCAUGUCAAUUUAUGUAAGUGCAGUUUGACAUAAACUGAAAUUCACGUAAGGUGAUGUCCUGAUGCACCAUCCAUGACUUCGAUAACGUCCUGAUAUUAUAAGUGAAUAGCAGUGUUUAGAAAAGUGGCGACCUAAGGUCAAGUAAGGUUAAGAAAGAUGCAAGGGCACAGUAAACAACAAAAUGGCCGAGUAAAUAUUGAAAUGCAAAUGUGGUUGUGCAGUAAAAUUCUUUUAUCAUAGUGAUUAUCGCUGGGUUUUUUUUAAAUCCUUCAUUGAAAGAAAUGUGCUUGGAAAAUGUUUUCCUUCAGAAUUUGUAAAAUCCACUCAUUUUUACUGUAAAAUGUAUAGUUACCCUUCUUUUAUUGUAUCACGAGUGUUCAAAUGAGAAUCAUUCUGUAGAGGAGUCCUCGGAGAAGCUGUGUAAUACUUGGGAGAACAAGACUAAAGAAAGAAAAUGAGAAUGACUGAGGCGCCGAAGGAAGGAGAAAAAGUUGGCUAAAAUGGCUUGAAUAAGAACUUGAGAGAACUGUUUAUUAUUGUUCACGUUGAGGUGUCCAGAAAAGCUUCGGUUGGUUAUAUGAAUAAUAGCAAAAGUUUGGCCUCGCCUAAAUUACGUGUGGUAUAUUUCACUUUUUUAAUACAGCUCAUUAUACUCAGUUUGUAUUCAUUAAUUAAGUACGAUGAAGGUAGUAAUGUAUAUAUUUAAAUAAUAAAACAAGUUUUUUUUAAUCCCAAAUUUGUCAGAGCAGUAUUUUGAAGAAACUUUUGCGAUAUGGAUAAAAAAUUAUAUAUACAAAAAAAACUAGCAGACUCGGAAUUCAGAGAAUGUACCUUGAAAGCAGGUUAGGUGAACUUCACCACUUCGUCAGAUAUCAGUCAAGCCAUCACUGCCACUGUAUGUGGUUCUCUCAAAAAGUGUCCGUGAAUUCAUUCCUGAAAAGAAGUCAGUGAUAGAAAUAACCGCAAUUAAUGUAUUGUUUUUCUGGACCAUGGUCGUCAUGUCCGGAGUAGUAGAAUAUUGUACUGUACACAUCGGAAUUCUGCAGGAGUGACGUCGACAAAGAUACAAGCGAGUGUUUUAAAGGCUCCGGCUGUUAUACCCUUUUGGGGAAAAUGCCGAUUUGCUUUCGAAGAUGUGUAAAUGUCCCAGAUUUGAGAAAAUGUGAUAUAUGCAAAGGGGACCAGAUAUUACACGAAAGGAUUUUGAGUAUCCUUUCCGAUAAUGUGCACUUUGACAGUGAACAACAUAACCGGGUAAAACUGAAAAAAAGAACUCUUCCCUUUGAAUAUGCCACUGUAAAUCUGGUUGGCUUGGUCUCUCCCACAGUAGACUUUAUGCGCAAGGUCUAUGUGUAACAGUUUGGUUCUCACUUGACCGUCAUUGUCUUGAUCUGUACGUGUGAGUGACAUAAACGCUUACUCUGCAAAUGAAUGCUCCGAAAUUCUUAGUAUAAAAAAUACAUCAUCUGUUUUAUGGCAUUUUAACGAAACUUUAUGCCACAUAUAUAUAAUCGAUGAGCGAAAACUUUUAUUUUUUGUCACAUUUAAGCUGACAACAGUUAUUCUUGCCUUUUCUUUAGUCUUUGACCAGUAGACACAAAAAGAAAUUAUCCCAACGUUAGAGGCACCGAGUUAAAAUUAUCUUUAUAUUCACAUAGGUAUCUUGGUAUCAUUAACUGCUUCAAAAAUCAUGCUCUAGGAGAUUAAGAUGUGUUUGUUUCUUUAGGAAAUCUUAACCGUAUUAGUACUGUUAUCUUUUUGUUUGGAUGCUUACGAAUAACAGAAUAACUGUUGUCAGCAUUAGUUCCCAUUACAAGAAUUGUUGCUGCAAACAAGUUUUACAUCGUCUUACGGUCAUUAGUGCUGUACUCAUUUUUUGUAUUUUGAAGACAUUAAAGUAUUUAAUAACAUUUUGUGGUUUCCAUCGUUUUAAGCUACAAGUUACCAAUACUGGCGUGAUCCGACCUCCAGCUUUCUCGGGACAUGUGCGAGAUUUUCCCCUUUUACAUCGUCUUAUGGUCAUUAGUGUUGUACUCAUUUUUUGUAUUUUGAAGACAUUAAAGUAUUUAAUAACACUUUGUGGUUUCCAUCGCUCUUAAAUACAGGUUACUGUCCUGUCCAUACUGUACCAACGUGUGUUCUGA
Macrobrachium nipponense is the source of this 6727-nucleotide messenger RNA. RefSeq names its product cytosolic carboxypeptidase 2-like. Gene Ontology annotation, biological process: proteolysis. The transcript is spliced from 19 exons. The record is from RefSeq and is a predicted model, not a curated record. Gene Ontology annotation, molecular function: metallocarboxypeptidase activity; zinc ion binding. Bases 582 to 4376 code for a protein of 1264 amino acids. NCBI's taxonomy places the organism in Eukaryota, Metazoa, Arthropoda, Malacostraca, Decapoda, Palaemonidae.